GGUCACUGAACGUCGACCUUCCCCUGAACACACAUUUAAAACCAUUCAUGAUGACAAGGUUUUAUAUCUUGCUUUUUGGUAUGACAAGCUUUCAAAGAAAAGGAAAUAUAUUCAAUUGAAAGCGUCAUCCAGUCAGAAAGGGCUACGUGACAAAAGAAAGUUCAAUAUAGCAAGACAAUUGCACAGGGAAAUUCCACGCUUGCUAGAACUCUGUGAAUCGGGUCUUUAUUCUACAAAUAACGUGCUGGUCCAGAAACAUUUAGCAUUAUAUUUGAUGAUAAAGUUUGUGUUGCGACCUAGUUAUCCAAAACAGCCAGGGUUAAGUGCCAAGACAAAAGGAUUGUGUUCUUUGACAUUUUCAAAUUUAAAACUUUGGAAAGAUAAGAAGUCCUGCUGGGUCGAGUUAAGCUUCUUGGGUAAAUCGUCCGUACCAUUUUCAAGUAAAAGAGUUUUACCAAAAUUGGUAUAUCAAAAAUUAGAAGAGUUGCGGGAAGGAAAAGACAUGGAUGACCAAGUAUUCGACUUGGUAAAGAGUCCACAAAAGGGGCAUGCAGGCAAGGGAACCCUAGGGCUAUUAUUUUCGCCCUUAAUUUGCGGCUGUAGGGGUACCAUCUGGAGCCUCACAAGGAGUUUGCAAAAGCAGUAUGCAGGCAAGGAAGGGGAUCCCUCGGACUAUCAUUUUCCGCCCUUAAUUUUGGUACAUUCUUCGACCUCGAUCCCAAAGGCACCAACUUUAAACAAGUUUUUCCAGGGCAUUUGCAGAUAUACAGAAUCUAUGAAACCAACAUUAAAAUCAAUCAGGACAUAUUGUGCCGGAAAACUGUUUCAAAGUAAACUUCAAAAAAUCAAGAAAGACGAAAAGAGGAGCAUGGUUCAGCAAUAUAACAACGCAUUGCAAGAGGUGUCCAAGAUGCUAAAUCACACGGGAGAAAACACAGCGAAAGUUAAUUAUAUAGAUCCCCGGAUUACAGUGGCUUGGUGUCUGAAGUGGAAUAUCCUCAUAACGGAUGUAUUCACGCCAUUCCAGAGACAGAAAUUUCAAUGGGCCAUUGAAAUGAGGAAAACAAAGUUUAAAUUUGUGGAGUAAUACGUACUUGGAUAUUCACCUGUUAUGGGUCAGGAUGUGCCCUUAAUAUAGCCAGCAGAAUUUAUCAACAAAAGACAAUUGAACAAUUAAUAAUAUUUAUUUACAAUUAUUAAUUAAAAUAAAAUUGUAACAUUAAUAAAAUACUAACUUACUGUAGCUGAACAAUAAAUCCGAACAGAAUCUACCAACACAAAAAUAGUAGGCCUAAUUUCAAAAUCCUACUCCUAGUAUAAUAGAAUCCAAAAUGCUUAAAAUAUUUUCUAACCAAAACUUCUAUUUUGUUUUAAUCAGAAGAAUCCCAGAGUACAAAUGUAUUUAUAAAAGGAGGGAAUUUUCUAGUAUAAUCUUGAAAGACAUUGAUGCAACCAUUACGUCAUCUUCCUACUAAAAAUAACAUAAGGUCUAGAACAAUCUAGGACACAGGUGUCAAAACAAGUGCAAGGAGUGGCGCGAUUUGAAGUGCAGAUACUGCUGUGUGUCUGUGGGUUUACAAUACAAAUCUGUGAUUAUUCUGGGUCCUUCCUUUAUAAUAAGUAAAUCUAAAAAUGAGAGUUCAUUGUGACUUUUAUCCAUUGUAGAUUGUAUUGAAUCGCGUAUAGUGUUUAGGAAGGAAUGGAAUUUCUCUAAAUUCUCUUCGUCAAGAUAACGUUUCUGAUUUGGUCGAAUAUAAACACUAAAGUUAUUGUCGAAAACGUCCGAUAUUUGGUUAUAAAUUUGAUCUUCUAAAUAUCCCAUUACUAAAGUUGCAUAUGUAGGGGCAAAUUUUGUUCCCAUAGAUAUUCCUUUAAUCUGUAGAAAGAAUUCAUUGUCAAAAUGGAAGUGGUUGUUUUCAAGAACUAAUUUUAUCCCUUCUAGUAGAAUUGUUUUUAGAAAAUCGUGCAUUUAAUAUACCUGCAUGGUUAUCAAUCCAGUAGUUGAUGGCUUCAAGUUCUAACGCAUGUUGGAUGUUGGUUUAUAAACUGGUUGUAUCAAAACUUACGAGGAUAGUAUUAGGAUUAAGAUUUUUAGGAAUAUAAUUUAGAAAGUCAAGGUCAUCUCUAAUGUAACUAGGAACUAAGUUGCAGAGAGGUUUAAGUAUGAUGUUUAAUAAAUUACUUAGUUUCUGUGUACUUGAUGCUGGUACAGUGAUGAUUGACCGAAUGUUCAAGUCGUGUGGUUGAUGCAACUUUAUAUAUAAGUUUCCCAAGUUUUUACAGCGUCUUGAAUGUCUUUAGGUUUGUGAAUUUUGGAUAAUCCGUAGAAGUUACUGGAAUUAACUUCAAAUUUUGUUAAAUAAUCUCUUUCAUUUUUGGUGAAGCUAUCGAUUUUUUUCUAUUGAUUUUUUCUACUUUGAGCAUUAUUUGGCGAUCCUCGUUAGUGGUCGAUUUAUUAUAAAACCGGGCGUUUUGGAGUUAGUUCAAAACUGGUUCUUUAUAUAGAUGUUUUUUUCAAAUUUAUUAAAUAACACCGACGAAUUUUGCCGAAAACUACGCCUGAAAGAGUUCUUUCAAAAUUCUUCGAAUGAGGAUGGAUCCCUUGUACGAAACAAAAAAGAUUUAGACCCCCCACCCCCAUUAACAGAGACAGACAUCUAGAUGAAUGCAUCAGUUGUCUUAAAUCGUCUGUCAACUCUAACAAGGGAAAAUUGAAAAGCAAAAGUAAGAUUGCCUUUACACAAAAAAUCAGCUAUUAAUGAUUUACGAAGUAUAAUCGAAUUAUUGUAAUUAAAGAAGGAGACAACGGCGGAACUGUUGUGAUCAUGGAUAAGCUUUGUUAUAAAGAAAUGGCACAACAAUCAAAGAUAUCCCGGUAUCAUGCUGCAUAAGAAAUCAUACACACCCGUUUUAUAUUUCAUGAUCAUGAUUGAAAUAGAACCCGAAACAAUCGUAGUACAAAUUGACAGCUAUAAUGUGUAUUACAAUUUUAUGCUAAUUCGAUUAAUUUGUCUUAGAGAUAAUACAACUCAAAGGCUAAUAUCAACCUCAAUCUCUUAUCACGUACGUAUUAUAUUGAUUUUGGAAGUAUUUUCAAAACUUAAAACAUUAAUUUCACAGAAACGCAUAUCAUUUAAUUUUACAUGUUAAACGUUUUUUCAUGGAUUGACAAAUUAUUGCAAUAUCGUAUCCAACAAAAAAGAAAUGCCGGAAAUACUUUCUAUUGGUAUGUUUGAGAUUCUCUGGAUGCUUCGUAUUUAUAGAUUGGGAAUCCUGAAAACAAAAAUUGACAUGUCUAUUUGAGCCCCCCCCCCAAAGUCACCCGGAAAUGACAAUCAAUAGUUCAGUUUACACCUUGCGACAACUUCCUUCAUCCAGAUACACCACACAUUGCCUCAGCGAUACUGCAAUAUUGUAGCCUUUGAAGACUAGGUUUUCGAACUCCGGCAUAAUAUGUUUAUAAGUGAGCACCAAAACGAGGCUUCCGUAAGACGUUACAACAGCUGUGGCGCCAAAGGAAUUCACUGAUAAAACUUGGAAAACCCUCUGUAACACUCACUUGUCCACCUGGAAGCCGUGUCAAUCGUCAAGAGAACUUGGCAUCCCACAUCAUGAUCAUGCACGUGUCCAACGCUUGCCGUUAGUACCGACAUCGAACCUUGCACUUAAUUUCAGUUCAACCCAACAAAAUUCCAGCAAUUUUCUCUCAAAUGGUCUUAUUUCUAACCUCAGUCCACAAAAACCCGUUUGCUCAACAGUAAAUUGUAAAUGACAGUUCGUGGAAACCACCACAGCGGAUUUAGUUAAAGUUUUUCAAGUUGUGUGUUCACAUGUUCCUGCGCCCAUCUCGAAAUGACAUAAAAUGUAGUCCAAGAAUAAACGUUAAUUCAACUCAUCAUGUUUUAUCAUAUAAGCUCAAUGUUUCAAAAUAUUAAAUGAUAAGGAAUAAAUUCAUUAUUUUUUCGUUGGAUGGAGGUAUACCACGAAACAAAAGACGGAAAACUUUUCCGUCUUUUUUUUUCAGGGUAUCCUCCAUCCAACGAAAAAAAAUAAGAAAUGCAUUACUUAAGUACACUUUAAAAACGUUCACGACAAACCCAUAUCAGAACAGACCACGAUUUUGCGCGGUCUGUAAUAAUAAUAUUAAGAUGAUCACACACACACACACACACACACACACACACACACACACACACACACACACACACACACACACACACACACACACACAUUGUUGAUCUGCAGACCGAGCUUCCCCUUCUUGGCCAUUUCAAGUUAUUACUUUUUCUUCAUUCAUUUCUGUAAUACACUAGGAAUUAUGUUCAGUUACGAGGGGUUAGGAAAGAUAACUCUUAUAAACUUCUAAAUGCAUAUUUUCAUUUAAUAAAUUACAAACUGUG
Messenger RNA from Ostrea edulis (European flat oyster), 4400 nucleotides. RefSeq names its product DNA topoisomerase 1-like. Gene Ontology annotation, biological process: chromosome segregation; DNA replication; DNA topological change. Lineage: Eukaryota; Metazoa; Mollusca; Bivalvia; Ostreida; Ostreidae. Gene Ontology annotation, cellular component: nucleolus; chromosome. Bases 275 to 1087 code for a protein of 270 amino acids. Gene Ontology annotation, molecular function: DNA binding; DNA topoisomerase type I (single strand cut, ATP-independent) activity. The transcript is spliced from 9 exons. The record is from RefSeq and is a predicted model, not a curated record.